AUGGAAAAAGAAUAUCAGCUACCUCUCACACAAAUCAGUUUUUCAGGUAAAGAAUGCACGGACUCAAGCCUGGUGGAUCAUCUCAUGUCACACUCCAAAGGAAGAAGUGGCAUAUCCCCAUUUGCAUGUCUUUCUGGAAAUACAGAUCAUGACUUGAUGAAAAUGACAAACAUAAGCAGUCUCAUGUUGCAAACAGCUCAAAUACCUGAAAAGUACAUUCCUUUAUUACAUCUGACAAGAACAGACAUUUGUGGAAGAAAAAUCUUUCUUAAUUCCUAUGCUCUUGAUUUUUUCAAACAUGGCUCCCUAAGGGCAAUUGAAAUUGAAAAUGGGCUUAACUCAGGUGAUGCAUAUUCCAAACUGAAAGACUUCACCCUAACCAUAGCAUCCAUAAGUGUAUCCUUGAAAGAAUUGUGUGAAGAUGAAAAUGACCCAGUUACCUUGGCAUUUGACCAGCUGAAUAAAUGUAUUAUAAGAAAUUUAAUUUUGUGU
Messenger RNA from Staurois parvus, 492 nucleotides. The record is from the annotation of a GenBank genome assembly. NCBI's taxonomy places the organism in Eukaryota, Metazoa, Chordata, Amphibia, Anura, Ranidae.